Molecule: messenger RNA, 207 nt
Organism: Chaetomium globosum CBS 148.51
Lineage: Eukaryota; Fungi; Ascomycota; Sordariomycetes; Sordariales; Chaetomiaceae
Exons: 2
Coding region: 1-207 (68 amino acids)
Source: RefSeq, a predicted model, not a curated record
AUGCAGGUUGCCCCAUGCACGACCAUCCGCCUGAAGCGAGGUGGAAGUGAUGUCGUAUACAACUGGAAUGAGCGCGGUGGAAUGAACCAUUGGAACCAACGGUAUGCGCAGAUGGCAUCAUUUUCAUAUCAAUACGGAACAUAUGCGAUGCGAGCCUAUGUGCGCAACCCUUCCUUGUCCGAAGGCCAGCGCUCCAGGAGAUGCUAA